Messenger RNA from Jatropha curcas, 1877 nucleotides. It is a transcript of the gene HGO, whose product is annotated as homogentisate 1,2-dioxygenase. Lineage: Eukaryota; Viridiplantae; Streptophyta; Magnoliopsida; Malpighiales; Euphorbiaceae. The record is from RefSeq and is a predicted model, not a curated record. Gene Ontology annotation, cellular component: cytoplasm. Gene Ontology annotation, biological process: L-phenylalanine catabolic process. Gene Ontology annotation, molecular function: homogentisate 1,2-dioxygenase activity.
CCCUAAUUUUAUCAUCAUGCCAAGUCAUCGCCGGAGGCCACCUCCACCUAUGUCGUUUUCCUCUUCAUCACCAUAUGGAUAUAUAUAUAUAUAUAUAUCCAUUUCCUCUCCCAACCAAAAAUACUAAUAUAGUCUGAACGUGUCAUUUCUUUACUCAGCUCAAUCAUGGAGAAAAUUCCCCACCUUGACCACCACCACCACCACCACUACCACCACCGAGAACAACCAGUACCCACAAAACGCAACGGCCGUGAUUUCCCCUCUGACGACGGUGAUUACCAAUCAGGAUUCGGCAACAGCUUUGAGUCAGAGGCUAUUUCUGGUGCUCUUCCUCGUGGCCAAAACAGCCCGCUUUUAUGUCCUUACGGUCUUUAUGCAGAACAGCUCUCUGGUUCAUCUUUUACUUCUCCCCGCAAGCUGAAUCAACGCAGUUGGUUUUAUCGAAUAAAACCAUCAGUUACUCAUGAACCCUUUAAGCCUCGGAUUCCAAGUAACGAAAAGCUAGCGAGCGAAUUUGAUAAGACAAAUAGUCGUACAACACCUACUCAGCUGCGGUGGAAGCCGAUGGAAAUUCCUGAUUCCCCAACUGAUUUUGUUGAUGGGUUGUAUACAGUUUGUGGGGCUGGUAGUUCCUUUCUUCGCCAUGGAUUUGCUAUUCACAUGUACACCGCAAACAAAUCAAUGGACAACUGUGCUUUCUGUAAUGCGGAUGGUGACUUUUUGAUAGUUCCUCAGAAAGGAAGGCUGUGGAUUACUACUGAAUGUGGAAAGCUGCAAGUCACCCCCGGUGAAAUAGUUGUUUUACCUCAAGGGUUCCGUUUUGCUGUAGAUUUGCCAGACGGCCCAUCUCGUGGUUAUGCUUGUGAGAUAUUUGGUACCCAUUUUCAGCUUCCUGAUCUUGGGCCAAUAGGUGGUAAUGGUCUUGCUGCUCCAAGGGAUUUCCUUGUUCCCAAGGCCUGGUUUGAGGAGGCUUCUCGUCCAGGGUAUACCAUCAUACAAAAGUUUGGUGGUGAACUAUUUACUGCAAAGCAAGAUUUUUCUCCCUUCAAUGUUGUAGCCUGGCAUGGUAAUUAUGUUCCAUACAAGUAUGAUCUCAAAAAGUUUUGCCCUUAUAAUACUGUUUUGUUUGAUCACAGUGACCCAUCAAUAAAUACAGUUUUGACAGCACCAACUGACAAGCCUGGAGUGGCAUUACUUGAUUUUGUCAUUUUCCCUUCCCGAUGGGUAGUUGCAGAGCAUACUUUUCGACCUCCAUAUUACCAUCGAAAUUGUAUGAGCGAAUUUAUGGGCCUGAUUUAUGGUGGAUAUGAGGCAAAAGCUGACGGGUUCAUACCAGGUGCUGCAAGUCUUCACAGCUGCAUGACUCCACAUGGUCCAGAUACCAAGACAUACGAGGCUACCAUCGCACGUGGAAAUGAUGCAGGACCAUAUAAAAUCACAGAUACAAUGGCUUUCAUGUUUGAGUCAUGUUUAAUUCCGAGAAUCUGCUCGUGGGCUGUUGAGUCACCGCUUUUGGAUGCUGAUUAUUACCAGUGUUGGCUCGGACUCAAAUCCCAUUUUUCACAUGAAGCAGAUGUUAAGAGCAAUAGUGUGUAGAACUAAUAUCAGGGAAGUAUUGUGGCUAAUUUGGCCUUCAAACUUACAUCCUGGACAUGUGCUGUCCCUCACUGUCCAACAUGUAUAUAAAUAAAGGAAUAAGAUGAAAGAAAUAGAAAAUAGACACAGAUUUGACUAUACAUAGAAAAAUGUACCCUCUAGCUUUUGGCUAUGGAGUUACAGAAAUGUCAUGCUUUAAUAUUUGGUUGAACAAACUACAAGUAAUGAACGAUUGUGUAUCUAAUGUUUGUCUCCAUUGAGUUCCAAGUGUUUGCUAUUCA